AUAGUUGGUCCUUGUUGGCUGCCAAAGAAACAUUGAACUCCUCAACUUUUCACUCUCCUUCGGAAUGUUUCUAUCACUAUAUUACUGAAAGAAAGAUGAAAUGUGUUUCUCAAAUUGUCAAUCAUUAUUUAUGUUUACUCUCUACGAAAACAAAUCGACUAAACCAAAUAUUAGUCUCUAGAAUUUCACAUUUUUAUUUAAACCUGCGUUAUUUCUCUAUUCAACUAUGAAUCAGAGUAACCUAUUUGCAUGGUUUGUUGUCCUUUACUAACGGUAAACAUUUAGCCUACAUAGAUAACACAACUCGUAAUAAGCGAGCUGUCUUUUGGAAAGGCGGCUUAUUAUUAUUUAGAAAUAGUUUGCUUGUUUUUGUUAUGAGCCUGUUAAAUAUUUGAUUUAUAGUCAAAUUCAAUAACGAGUUUGAAACAAUAAAUGCUUGUCGGGAACAGAGAUUGGAGUAGGCCUAUGCCUACUAUAAUAGUUAGAAACAAAAAAAUACUUUCAUUUUGGUAUAGUUGUUCUAUCUAAUCAGACAACACCCACAACGCCAACAGAGUAAUCAUUAUAAAAAAUACUGUUUUGCAAAUCAAGCUUCUCAAAUAUUACGGCUCGAAUUCGACUACAAUUUAUCAUGUUUUAAAUUUUUUGUAUAGCCUAUAUUUUCUAGAAAUCAGGUCUGCCUAAAUGCAUAAGGCUCGUAGCCUCCUGCAUCCUGCAUAUCUGCAAGGGUUCUAAAUAGUGUCUUGAAAUUUUCGAUAUUGUCCCCUCAUGACGAAAAAAAUUGUAAACAGCUUCAGAGCGAAAAAGAGAUUUUGACCUCCAGCUGCUUGGAGAGUGGUGACUCCUUCAGAACACGUUUUGAAAAAAGUGUCUACAACUAAAAAAGUUGCAAACUGCGUAGUGCACAGAGCAGAUGGAAAAUAAAAGGAUUUCUGGAGACUGAAGUGCGGUUUCGGGUCUCAGCCCUUCAAGAAAAAAAACGUGGAUGGGUUUGUUGUUAGGGCGCGGAGGGCACAGCUGAUUGCAAGGUCACAACGCGAGGUGACUAUUUUGUUUACGUUUUUAGCAGCCGAAGCCAGACGGCGUCUUGCGUUGAAUAUAAAACGACAUAGGCGCGCGCUCCGCAGGUCAGUCUGUCAGUGAACGUUCAAUGAGAUGGUUGAUUAUUACGCGGAGUGGUUCAGUAGUGGUGCAUUUGUUUUAAUUAAUUUCAUCAGCUUCAUUACUCCAGUUUUUCAUUCCAGAUAAUCAGUUUCCUUAUUCCACUAGCAAGAUGAUGGGAUCAAAGAAUGGGAUCCACAAGAACGUGGAUGUGGAGAGCCUGAAAGCACUCGUCCAGCCCAACAACAUCAAAAUAAAACCAAUUGAGGAUAAGAGUGUUCUGGAAGGAUCUGUCAAACUCAUACAGCCUGCUAAAAGAAGAAAAGGAAGCUCCUUCAGACAGGUGAUCUCAUCAUUUGCUGCCAACAUAGGCACAAUAAAUACAGGAAUGACAUUUGGAUUCUCAGCCGUUGCUAUACCACAACUUGAAGAUCUGAGUAGCGAAAUCAAGAUUGACAAAUUCCAGGCAUCCUGGAUAGCCAGUCUGUCUGCUGUGACUACACCUAUAGGCUGCAUUCUGAGUGGCUACCUGAUGGACCUGAUGGGCAGGAAGAGAACUCUGCUCAUCACACAGAUUCCCAUGAUAAUAGGCUGGCUGAUCAUCGCCCAGGCAACCCGAGUGGAGGAGAUCUACAUCGGACGACUGUUGGUCGGACUCGGCUGUGGGAUGGUCGGAGCUCCAGCCCGGGUUUACACCGGUGAAGUGACUCAGCCUCAUCUCAGAGGCAUGCUGGCUGCCAUGGCUUCGGUUGGAGUCUCCUUAGGAGUGACCCUGGAGUACAUGUUCGGCGCGCUGUACAGCUGGAAGCUGGUGGCUCUGCUGAGCAGUACAGUACCGACAGUGGCGUUCAUCUGCUGCUUCUUCCUGCCUGAGACGCCAUCUUGGCUGCUGUCGCACGGCCAGGUGGACAAGUGUCGCAAGUCGCUCGUCAAGCUGCGAGGUCCCACCUGCGACGUCGAGCAAGAACUGCAGGACAUGGUCGCCUACUCCAACAAGAACAACCUGGCGCACUCGCUCACCUGGAAGGAGACCAUCCAGGCGCUCAUCCAUCCGUCGGCGCUCAAGCCGUUCGUCAUUCUCGCCCUCUACUUCGUCAUCUAUCAGUUUUCCGGCGUCAAUCCAGUCACAUUCUAUGCGGUUGAAGUUUUCAAGGAUUCAGGAGCCAAUAUGAAUAAAUAUCUGGCUACAGUUCUACUUGGCAUCGUGAGAUUGGUGUUCACAGUCGUUGCUUGUAUUGUUAUGAGAAAAUGUGGACGAAGGCCAUUGACGUUUGUCUCAAGUGUGUUGUGUGGUGCAUCAAUGGUGGGGCUAGGUGUCUACAUGUACCACUUCAAGUCUUCAGCUCCUUGGUUGCCGGUAGCUUUGAUUUUCAUAUUCAUUGCAGCUUCGACAAUUGGUUACUUGGUUGUACCUUGGGUGAUGAUCGGAGAGGUCUAUCCAACUAAGGUGAGAGGGAUAAUUGGUGGCCUAACAACAUGCACUGCACACUUCAGCAUAUUUUUGGUGGUGAAAACGUUUCCUCUGAUUCAAGAUGCCAUCAGCAAGCCGGGAACCUUCUGCCUGUACGGCGUCAUAUCUCUACUGGGCACCAUCUAUUUCUACAUCUAUUUGCCAGAAACCAAAGGACGCACCUUGCAGGAGAUUGAGGACUACUUUUCGGGAAGAACAGACACCCUCAAGAAGCCGAAAAUCACGACUGUGAAUAACAAUAAGCCUGUUGUUUUGCAAACUCAUAAAGGAGAUCUUUUGCCUGAAAAGAAAAGACAUGCAACAUUUUGGUAUCCUGCAUCAGGGUAUCUCUUCUGCACCAGUGAAGGUUCAUUGAAGACGUGAAAUAUUGAGAACAUUGUUUAUUGUGAUAAUUUGUGCUAGAUUGAAACGUAGAUUUUAAAGCAUGCUUGAACCAAUUUCUAAAGACUGACAAGUGUAGUGUGAAUGAAAAUUCCCAACUAGUUUUAAGUAUAGCAUAUUAACAUACUUUCGGAACGUAAUUUACAGAGGAUAUAAGUAUUAUUUUAUAUGACUCUUUUUCAUGUAACACUUGAAUACUUUUCAAUACUAGGACUAAAAAUUCAUUGUAAUGCCUUACAAUGUUGUUUUUGAAGUGAACUUUUGUAAAACUUUAAGGCUAGUGAUAUUUGUUAUGUAAACUAGGCUAAUGUGAAAAGAUUUUUCUAGAAACUAUUGUAGUUUUAGCUGUGGAAAUUAUCAUUAGAAUCCAUUAGAUUCACAGAGUUUUAGUUUUUCUCAUUCCAUUUUGUAGAGUUGAACUUAAUGUUUGAAGUAAGGCAAAUAAAAAUGUAAUGUUCUUUUAAUAUACAACUGAACCAUUUAUUUGAAAAGCCUACAGAUAUGACAUUGUAUUACAUUGCUACUUGUAAU
Nilaparvata lugens (brown planthopper) is the source of this 3484-nucleotide messenger RNA. Its product is annotated as facilitated trehalose transporter Tret1. The transcript has 8 exons. Gene Ontology annotation, molecular function: sugar transmembrane transporter activity. Gene Ontology annotation, biological process: carbohydrate transport; transmembrane transport. Lineage: Eukaryota; Metazoa; Arthropoda; Insecta; Hemiptera; Delphacidae. Bases 1274 to 2935 code for a protein of 553 amino acids. Gene Ontology annotation, cellular component: membrane. The record is from RefSeq and is a predicted model, not a curated record.